UUGGAGCUACAUUGGAUUCAGGCUGGGAUUUUCUGACGCCGUAUGUUUUUCUUUAAAUAUCUGUUUUCGUACAUUGUUGGGGUUCGUCAACCGUGCGCGAUCGGCGCCGUAAUCGGCAGUGGAAAUGAUGAACUCCAGUGUCGACCUGUCCCGGCGGAAUCCGCAGGAGGAUUUCGAGCUGAUCCAGAGGAUAGGAAGCGGCACAUACGGAGAUGUGUACAAGGCUCGUAAUGUAAACACAGGAGAGCUGGCUGCUAUCAAAGUCAUCAAACUGGAACCCGGUGAGGACUUUGCAGUCGUGCAGCAGGAGAUUAUAAUGAUGAAGGACUGUAAACACUCCAACAUCGUUGCCUAUUUUGGCAGUUAUCUCCGAAGAGAUAAGUUAUGGAUCAGCAUGGAGUACUGUGGAGGUGGUUCUCUGCAAGAUAUCUAUCAUGUAACCGGGCCUUUGUCAGAAUCACAGAUAGCUUACAUGUCACGGGAGACCCUACAGGGUUUAUACUACCUGCACAAUAAAGGCAAAAUGCACAGAGACAUUAAGGGAGCCAACAUCCUCCUGACAGACAAUGGCUAUGUGAAACUAGCUGACUUUGGCGUAUCAGCCCAGAUCACAGCAACCCUAGCAAAGAGGAAGUCAUUCAUUGGAACACCUUACUGGAUGGCUCCUGAGGUAGCAGCGGUGGAGAGGAAAGGGGGUUACAACCAGUUGUGUGAUAUCUGGGCUGUGGGUAUCACUGCAAUAGAACUGGCUGAACUGCAGCCACCCAUGUUUGACCUGCACCCAAUGAGGGCUCUGUUCUUAAUGACAAAGAGUAAUUUCCAGCCUCCUAAGUUGAAAGAUAAAGUGAAGUGGACGAAUAACUUCCACCAUUUUGUCAAACUGGCUCUGACCAAGAACCCAAAAAAGAGGCCCACAGCUGAGAAACUGCUGCAGCACCCUUUUGUUUCCCAGCCUCUCAGCAGGACGCUAGCGAUUGAGCUGCUGGAUAAAGCCAACAACCCCGACCACAGCACCUUCAACGACUUUGAUGAUGACGACCCUGAGCCUGAGUCCCCGGUUCCUUAUCGUAUCCGCUCCACCAGCAGGAGCACCAGAGAAGGAAAAACACUGUCCGAGAUGAAAUUCGAUCAAGUGAAGUUUGAUAGUCUUUUGGAAAAGGAGACACAACCUCAUCAUGAACCGUGUGAUUCUGAGCCCUAUCUGGACUGUGUUGAGGAGCUCUACUAUACAGCAAGAUCUAAUCUGGAUUUGCAGCUGGAAUAUGGUCAAGAUUCAUCGCGUUUUUUGGGAGGAAACAAGAGUCUUCUCAAAUCGGUGGAGGAGGAGCUGCAGCAGAGGGGCCAUAUGGCACACUUAGGGGAUGAUGAGGAUGAGGAUGAUGAUGGUGCAGAUGAUGAUGAAACUCACACUCAUAAAUCAAGCACCAUCAUGAGGCCAAGGGUCCCACCCCCACUUCCUCCUAAGCCCAAAUCCAUCUCUUCACCCCAUAAUCAGACGCAACAAAAACACGAUGACAGCCACUCACACAGUGAAGAUGACGGUGGAGGGGGAGGGACCAUCAAGCGCUGCCCAGUGCCAGAGACGCCGAGCCCCGCCAAGCCCGCCUCCUAUGUCCCCCCGCGUCCCCCGCCCCCGAAGCUGCCGCCCCACCGCCGCAGUAGCCUAGGUAACGAGAGCCCGAAGCUCAAAGACGUCGAAAACUCUGCCACAGAGGAUGAUGGGAGCUUUAGGCAUUUCUGGGAGUGGCUCCACACGCCUCACACAGAGGAGGAGCUGGAGGAGGCGUGGGAGGUUCUCAAGGAGGUGAAAGAGGAGCAGGAAAAACAGGAGGAAAAGAAAGAGAGUAAUGGGCUGAACUCUCCCCACAAUGGCGAGAGGGCCAGCCCAGCAGAGAGGCAGUCCACCAUGCCACCUAGUGUCCCCAUACGGAAAGACAAGAAGGAUGUUCCGAAGCCAAUCAGUAAUGGUCUCCCCCCAACACCCAAAGUCCAUAUGGGUGCGUGUUUCUCCAAGGUGUUCAACGGCUGUCCCCUCAAGAUCCACUGUGCCACUUCGUGGAUCAACCCUGACACCAGAGACCAGUAUUUGAUAUUCGGAGCAGAAGAGGGAAUCUACACAUUAAACCUCAAUGAGCUACAUGAGACAACGAUGGAACAGCUCUUCCCUCGGCGGUGUACCUGGUUAUAUGUCAUGAACAACUGUCUUCUUUCCAUAUCUGGAAAAGCCUCUCAGCUGUACUCCCAUAGUCUAAGCGGUCUGUUUGAACAGGCCAGACAGUUACAGAAGUUACCAGUAGCCAUUCCCACACACAAGCUGCCUGAUAAGAUAAUUCCCAGGAAGUUUGCUGUGUCCAAUAAGAUUCCAGAGACUAAAGGGUGCCAAAAGUGCUGCGUAGUUCGUAACCCAUACACAGGCCAUAAGUACCUGUGUGGAGCCUUCCAGUCAAGUGUCAUGCUGUUGGAGUGGGUGGAGUCAAUGCAGAAGUUCAUGCUCAUCAAGACUAUUGACUUCCCACUACCCUGUCCGUUGGAGGUCUUUGAAAUGUUGGUGGUCCCUGAACAGACCUACCCUCUCAUCUGUGUCGCAGUCAGUAAAGGAACUGAACUCAGCCAGGUGGUUCGAUUUGGCACAGUCAAUCCCAACUCUACCUCCUCCUGGUUCACAGAAGCAGAAACCCCACAGACAUGUGUGAUCCAUGUCACUCAGCUAGAGAGAGACACGAUCCUAGUCUGCCUCGACAGGUGUAUAAAGAUAGUGAAUCUCCAGGGUCGGUUGAAAUCCAGCAGAAAGUUGUCAGCCGAGCUCACCUUCAACUUCCAGAUUGAAAACAUCGUUUGCCUACAAGACAGUGUAUUGGCCUUUUGGAGACAUGGCAUGCAGGGACGGAGUUUCAAGACUAAUGAGAUCACUCAGGAGAUCUCAGACAGCACACGCAUCUUCAGACUACUGGGAUCAGACAGGGUGGUGGUGCUGGAAAGCAGGCCUACGGACAACCCUACUGCCCACAGCAACCUCUACAUCCUGGCAGGCCAUGAAAACAGCUACUGAGACAUGCACACUAACAUACGUGCACAUAAAACACGCUCUGUAGACACCCCAGCAUUAGUACAGGAAAGGGAGUAAGCGACACACUCAUCCCAACUCCACUUUUAUCCCACCCCGCCUUCAUCUUCUCACCUGGCCCGACUAGCAGUGUGUCUGGGAGAUGUUCAUCAGUGCACAUGCGGAAUCCCAGUUGCAGCGUUUUAUAAAGAACUGCAGUGUUAUGUGUAUCAGUGAAGUGUGCGUGUGGCGUUAGAGCAGUGGGUUGUAGACCCGUUUCUGACAGGGUCAGGGUUUUAAAACUCCUGGCCUGAGGCCGCUUUAGAUCGGGAUAGCCAGCUAAAUCUCUGGCCCCUUCCCUCUAUCCUGGAUACAUCACACUGGGAACAAUGUCUAGCACGGAAAUUUGACUCCAACACUACUUCUACUACUACUACUUCUACAUAUGCUACUAACACUACUGCUACUGCUACUGCUACUGCUGUUUGCGCUAAAGCUUCACAGAAGGGUCAUCUUGCACAGAAAACCUACCCUUCUUCUUCAUUGCUCCUCCUUCCUUUUUUCCUUACUUGUCCCUUUUUUUAAAAAAAACUACACCUUUAUUUAUUUUGGCAUGACAUGCUUUUAACAACCAGGAUGACUUUCCUGUUUUUAUUUGUUGUCUUUUUAAAAAAUAAAAAAAAGAAAACCAACUAAAAAGCUUUGCCACUUUCGCUAGCAUCAAAUUCCAAUACUCGUCACCACACAAGUGCUUAAUUGACCUCUAUUUAAUUGUUGUAAAUAUAAGUGUAUUUUUGACAGAGACGAACACUAAAAGGGUUGUGUAGAUAGGUGUGUGUAUAGUUGGUCUGUACAACUGUGGAGACGAAACGCGAGACAAAUAGGCACGUUGCGACAGUAAAUUCACUUCCUAGUUUCUUGAUCAUGUGACUAAAGUCAAGAGAUAAAUACCCCUGCAGUCUCACAGGCGAACAUCUUUAGUAAUCUGAUAUUACUCUUCUCAUGGCGUGGACCUCAGGAUCAAAUUGAGCGAACGCAGGACACCGAUUGGCCGUUUUUCACUCUCAGCGCGUCGCUGUCAUAACUUCCUGCUUGUUUUCAUCACAUGACCGUCAUCAGGGUGGACGAAAAUGAUCAUUUCUGCUCGUUUCAUUUUGUUUCUUCUUUUAUUUUUUAAUCAGAAAUCUUUGUUUAUUCUUUAGCAAUAUAUAUUUUUUUUGCUAUUUUUAUUGAACCACUGGUGUUACAAAUUUGCACAGAGAAAAAUGUAUUUCAUAAACAAAUGUGAUGUCAUUAUAAUAUAUGACCUUGUGUGUGUAUGCACAGUGUGUAUGUGUGUGCGCGUCUGUGUGCGUAGACAUAGAAUAUGCACAUAUAAGAGUGUCAUGUACAGAUCUGGUCUUUAACAAGUGACAAGUUUCUGGCCAUAUUUAAAAAAAAAAAAAAAAAAAGCAUCAGCAGAUAAGAAAAUACAAAAAAAAAGUUGGAUAUACAGAAAUAAAGUCAUUUAAUUAUAUCGGGUUAGGCUGAAAUCUAAUUAGCUUUUAGCCCAUUGGACAGAAAUAAUGUGUUUACAAAGUAAAAUGCAAUCAUCUGCAGCCAGCCUGUGUUCCACAGUCACACGGAGACUGAACAGCGACCCACAGCCGCUGGUCACUAGAGAAAAGUUAGCCCUAGUGUUUUCUGACCAGUUAAUUAGUGGUUGCUGGUUGCUAGGUGAAACUGGUCACAAAGAAGUACAGCGCUUUUACAGAUUUAUUAGACCACCACCCAAUGUAAGGUUUAUGCCACAGCUGCUUUACUGUUUUAUAAAAACUGUUACAGUUACAGUUAUUUGCUCACAUUCCUGAGCAGAAAAAUUAGUUGUUGAAUGUUUAGUUUGAUUCAGUGUGCAGGCUUAAAUUUGGGUAUAAAAGCAAUAGUUGCCUCCUUUAAAAAAUGGUGUUUGCUGUGAUGAAGCACAACUUAAUUUGUGGAUCUACCAUCCAAACUAUGGGUAACUGCAGCGGUGUACUACCAACCAAAAGCAAUCACAAGACGUUUUUUUGUGCAGCACCCUAUUUGUAACCAGUCUCAGCUAGCAACAGUCUGAAAUCACCAGCAACCAAGUGAUUUCCAACCGGUGAGCCACCGUUGUAACACAGGCAACUCUAAACUAAAACAACAUUGCUGAUAGGCUAUAGUACAUUUCACUACACUGAACAAUAAACAGUAGCGGGUUACCAGUGAAAUAAUGCAAUAACAAUAACAGCAUGUAUGUGGUGUUAACAGUGCAUCCACAUCCAAAUAUAUUACUCUCCAUAUUGUGGUAUUGAGUGGUGUAGCCUGUAGCGUUAUGAAUAAUGGUUUGCUGGUUUAAAUAUGGUGCAAAGGCUUGCUCAAAAAUCGAGUCAGACUCAUUAAUAGAAAUUUCUGUGUAACACCUUUUUUUUCCUGUAUUCCUGAGAAAUAUUUGCAGAAGUUUUCAUUGUCAGCUGUGACUUUUUUUUUUUAAAGACCCAUAUCUGUAUGAGAGCUCACACUACAUGCAUGUAGAUGCGCACUGUCUGUUGUGUAGAAGAGUCUACGUGUGGCAGUACACUACCGUUUAGUUUUCCAAGCUGUGACACUAGAGGUUCCUUCUGAGGACACCAGUGUAGAUGAACCUGAGAUACCAUGCGUAAUUCUGAAAUCUGAGACAUUUGCCUGUCGAAUGGUUCACGUUCUCAAAGCUUCUCUCUGAAUUUUUUUCCCCAUAUUUAUAGGCUAAAGCAAAUAAUUAAAAAAUGCAGUAAAUCGAUCAAAGUGAAUAUAAGCGACUCUUUAUCAGAUCAACACGUGACACUGAAAAUUGAAAAUAAAAUUUAUUACAGGCUGCAAAUCCUGCUUCAGCAACCUUGUGGUUUGUAGUGCAUCUCUGUCCCAGAGAUGAGGCACAGCAGCGGCUGCAGCAUUGUCUUUUAACUGUUCAGGAGAAUUGAUUUCAUCUGUCACAAGUCUGAUUAAAGAGAAAUCUUGCCAUUCUUUGGGACUGACAAUUGAAAGUUUCACCACGACUAUUUGUUACCACCUGUAAAGAGUAAAACCACACAAACUAUUCAUAACGUUUUCAUCCGAUGUAUUCGUGGACACAUCUGGAAUCAUCUUACUAGACUCCAGUUCGCUGUAAAGCAACAGGAUCAAGUGCAGAACGGUUGAACUCAGUGUGAGAAUAGAAAUGCUCUGCCCUUUUUCUUUCAGCAAACAAUAACAUGUAUCGAUUUUACUAUGAAUUGCCUGCAAAGUGCAUUAGUGUCCCAGGUGAUUGAUUUAGCCAUUAAUGAAUACAUGUGCUUCCUGCCAACAACCGUGAUUAUAGACUGGGAGUCAUUUCAAAGCUGCAGCCAAGUCCUUUAUUAAGUUAUUUAAGCCAAACUCUGUUACUUAUUUUAAAAAAGAUUAAGCCACAAUAAUCAUAUUUUUACCCUUUAAGUUAUGAAUUCAAGUUGAUUGAUUUUCCUCACUUGAGUGGUUGAAAUGCCAGUGUCAUCAUCAACCCCGCAUGACCAGCCUCUUAGUGAAUCGUACUAUUUUAGAGGGGAAAUGAAUCAAGCAUUCCGAAAAUAUUUCACUCUUCAUUUUUGUAAUGCUAAAAUAUGUUGUUGAAACUUCUUCUGGCCAUAUUUAGAAAAUCUACCUCGUGGUAUCUAGAUCAAAGAAAAAAAAAGUCUAAUACUAAAGACAGCCAUCAGCAGCACAUGAGGUUAGCGUUCAACCAUGUUCUCUAAACUUGCUCUUAACUGUCUGUGUCCUUUCAGCUGAUGUGUGUAAAUGAAAAAAAAAUCAUUUAGCUGAAAAUGGCUUUCUCAGUGUGAGGUUUUCUCAAAAUAUCCAUCUCAAAUAAUUCUUAAAUAUCAGAGCUUAACACUUCUAUGUAUCCUCUUAGCUGCACACCCAACGUCUAUAAUGUUUCAACAUGGCUGGAAAAGGUGAGGUGGGGGGGGGGGGGGGUCUGUUCCUGCACCCCUAACCACCUCUGCCUAUUCUUUCCUGUUAAAAACAUUUAAGUUUGGAAAAUCUGUCUAUUUAGCAUAACAAGAAGAUUUAUGUGGGAUUGAAUGAUGUUUUCUUCUUUCUGCCAUCAUGCACACAAGCGUAAUCUAUAAUCCUUAGAGCAGGUGCCAACAUGGCCUUCCUUUGUGGGUUUUUGCUGAAAUGUUAAAAGUCUGUGUUUUAUAACCUCAACUGGGCCUGGAUCAAAUCGCAUGUAGAAUAAGUCACGGAGACAUUUAAUGUGCUUGGAGUUGGGGAUUGUUUUCUCCAACAGAAGAAAUACCCCCCCACCCCCGGGUGUGCCUGGUGCCCAGAGCAGAUUCAUAGAAGUCGUUUUGAGUUAUUUACGAAAGCCGUUUGAUCCGGGUCUCAUCCCUAUCUUAAACAAAACACAAUACGUCACCUCUGUUCUGUGGCUAUUUCAUCACCUUUGUCUUCUGUUUUCAUAUUGCGAUGCAUAUGUUAUGUAAUGUAUAUAGUGUAAAAUAAAAUGGGUUUGUUUUACAUACUGUAUAAUUGCCUAUAUUUUGUUUCAGAAGUGUAACAGAUUUAUGAGAUGACAGGUUAACACAUUAAAAAGAUGGAACUGAA
Molecule: messenger RNA, 7645 nt
Organism: Pelmatolapia mariae (spotted tilapia)
Lineage: Eukaryota; Metazoa; Chordata; Actinopteri; Cichliformes; Cichlidae
Product: mitogen-activated protein kinase kinase kinase kinase 3-like
Exons: 34
Coding region: 125-3049 (974 amino acids)
Biological process (GO): intracellular signal transduction; protein phosphorylation
Cellular component (GO): cytoplasm
Molecular function (GO): ATP binding; MAP kinase kinase kinase kinase activity
Source: RefSeq, a predicted model, not a curated record